AUGGAAGAAGAGGUCCCCCAAUUAACCCCCGUCGGGGAAAAGACCCUACCCGCAAAAUGCAAGGCGCAAACAGUGGCGUACUGUCCCACCAUGGACCUGAUUGCACUAGCGACCGAGGACGAAGAGCUGCGCGUGUUCCGAUUGAAUGGGCAGCGUGUACUAGGUGGCUCCUUUGGGGGUGAUCCCUACCUAGGCGAGGAUGAGGAGGACGGCGAGAUCAGAGGGAUGGCGUGGAAGGGGAAUGGUCGGUUGCUCGCUGUCGCGUGUGGGGACCGCACGCUCCGCAUCAUCAGUUCUUACAGUGGGAAGACGGUUAACCAUUACCCUGUUUAUCAAAAGGGAGAGCCGUCGAGCCCGGCUCAAGCGCCAGAUUCCACUCCUAAGCCAACAUCUGUGCGGUGGAGUAUUAAUUUCACCGACAGUAAGGCUGCGCAGCGCCAUUUGCUCGAUUCGGCUGGCCAGGUCUCUAUUGAGGAUUUGUUGACGCCCGGAGUUUAUCCGUCGAAGGCUGCCGCUGUCCUGAAGGUGGAUUUGCCUAGGGAGCUUGCCUUGUUGGAUAUUGAGAGCUCUUUGCCGAAGCUGAGCACCCUGCCUGCAACGGGCGGCGAAGACGACGUCUUUAGCUCCCGCGCAUCCAUCGAUGCCAUAUUCCAUUCGACGAAGGAUACCAGCGACUCGGUCGAUGUGGUCUCCGUCGGAUUUGACGAUGGAACUAUCCAUCUGCGCAUCUUUGACUGCUUCGAAAUCGGCUCUUUCUCCGUGGGCAGCUCUCCUGGUGUUGCUGAUUCGUGUCGGAUUCUGCGACAUGCAUCUCAUCCCAUGAGCUCAACUCAUGCUAUGCUGGCAUCGCCUGCUAAGGGAGAGGAUCGCGGCCCCCUUGAGCUAGUGACGAUGGAUCUACGAUUCAUCACUAAAUCUGGGCGGUAUCUGUCUCUUCUUGCUUCGAAGACGACUCAGUUACAGAACCUGCUCCGCUACAUUGGACAGGUCCAGCGGCAAAUUGAGCUUGAGUGGAAGAAUGCUCAGGAGCUUCCGGCUCGCUUUUUGCGCAGUGUCAAUGAAGACUUGAAGGAGAAAUGCCAGUGUGAUUUUAUCACGGCGUGCUAUCAUCUCGUGGUGACUGGUCACUGCUAUGAGCCGAUGAAGGAGUUCCUUGUGGAUAUUGUUGGCGAGAGAGGCCACAAGAGAUGGGAAAAGGCCGUUGCAGGCGGUUACGAAAACAUCCGUCGACUAACACACGAAUGCCUACUUCCCGCCCUGGAGCGCGGCCAAGUUCUGCUCGGUCGAUUGGUCGGGCUUUCAAAGUUCCAUAAACUAAGCGAUAUUCUUGGACUUGACAAGACCAAGCUGAAUGCCAUUGUGGAGACACUAGACUGUCUUCAUGUUCUGGCACAUCGCAUUCUCAACCACGCGAACGAGGAGUUGGAUCAAUUCAAUGCCUUUGCUAGAUGGCUUCGUCACGAGAUCCACAUCCUGAAUAGCGAACCCUUAUCACAGACCCUGGAGGAGUUGCAGGAAAAGAGGGAUCUCUUCGACGUUCCUCCUACCGUGAAGUACAUCACAGGAGCCUUGACCAAGAGUGCACUCCGCAAUUUUAUUCGACAACUUCCCAUGAUUGGAGUGGUUCCUCCUCCUGCUCCUCCCGCCGGUCAAUGGCUCCCCGAUGGCCACGACCGAUCAUUCUAUGACACCUUCAAAUCACUUCUUCGGCAGCAACAAGUUGCCCGAGAGAAGGGUGGGGACGGUACUUCGAUCCAGUCGCCCAAGCUCAAUGAUUUGACCAAACGCAUGGAGAUGCAAUUCGAAAAGGUCUUCGAGGAAAUUGCUCUAACUCAGCGCAGGGGCAUUCUCCAUCAUUCGCCUCUAAUGCUCCACGCUGAUUGCGAUCAGCAAGUGUUCGAUCUCACUGUCUGCUACGAGGAUCUGGUAGAAGGUCAGCCAUGUACCAUCUACAUUGCCACCAGAUCAGCUACAUCUAAACACCAAGUGUACCUCUAUCGCGUUGUUGUGGACUCAGUCGGCGGAGUCAGCUCAACACGAAGCACAUCUCUCGCAACCCUCGACCUUGGAAAUGGCGAGAUCCGCCAACUCCAGUUUGUGAACGAUGACACGAUCAUGAUCCUCUGGCGAAACAGCAAUGGCAUCUCCCACCUCCUCAACAUGCCUUUCCAACCUAUUUCUGCGCGCCAACAUGAUGCGGACGAGCCCUCAACUCCAAAUCUCAUAUACACUGAGAGCACUAGUAUCUCUUCUCCAAAGCCAGCGGUUCCAACCACAUACCUAGAUUUUUCGGCUGGCUAUCCCUGGGAAGGUGUCCUCAAGCACAUGUUCGCUGCUCAUGGGCCCAAAGCAAAGCCUAUCCACGUGGAUGUCAACGGGCGGAAGGGGAGGCGUGCUGUCUGUGUCUUAUAUGGGGAUUCAAUGCGCUAUGAGGUCCUGGAUCUGGAUGCUGCUAUUGAAGAGCAGGAGGAAAUCGAGGUCUCCUACGCUGAUGCGGUGGAGGAACUGAUGGAUAGUGAGUGA
Messenger RNA from Penicillium olsonii, 2523 nucleotides. The record is from the annotation of a GenBank genome assembly. Lineage: Eukaryota; Fungi; Ascomycota; Eurotiomycetes; Eurotiales; Aspergillaceae.